This is a messenger RNA of Hevea brasiliensis (rubber tree), 1232 nucleotides long. RefSeq names its product universal stress protein PHOS32. The transcript has 2 exons. Bases 175 to 915 code for a protein of 246 amino acids. The record is from RefSeq and is a predicted model, not a curated record. Lineage: Eukaryota; Viridiplantae; Streptophyta; Magnoliopsida; Malpighiales; Euphorbiaceae.
AAACUUGUCCCUUACACACGACACGAGAAAUAGCACUUUGCACUCCCUCGUCUCCUCCUCCUCCGCUGUAAAUACUUUCCUUUCCUUCCAAGUAUUCCCUCAAUCCAAACACAAUAUCCAAAUCCACUCAAAGUUCAGUUUUUUUUUUUUUUGGUUUUUAAUUUACUUGAAGCCAUGACUUCGCCUUCCCCAAAGAAGGAAAGCCCAGCAGCUGAAGCAGUGGUAGUCCAACCAUCGUCUCCACGAUUCCCUGUUAGUACCCGGACAUCUGGUGCCCAGCGGAGAAUCGGCAUCGCCGUCGAUCUCAGCGAUGAGAGCGCUUACGCCGUCAAAUGGGCCGUCCAAAACUACCUCCGCCAGGGCGAUGCCGUUAUCCUCGUUCACGUCCGAUCUACUAGUGUCCUCUACGGUGCGGACUGGGGCGCAAUUGACCUUUCCGUAACCGACCAUGAUUUCGAGAACCAAAAGGAACAGUCCCAGAAAAAGCUCGAGGAAGAUUUCGACCUUUUCACCUCCACUAAGGCCAACGACCUGGCCCAACCGCUCGUUGAGGCGCAGAUUCCAUUCAAGAUUCAUAUAGUGAAGGACCAUGACAUGAAGGAGAGACUUUGCUUGGAGGUGGAAAGAUUGGGGCUUUGCGCGGUGAUUAUGGGUAGCAGAGGAUUUGGGGCUUCGAGAAAGAACACCAAAGGGAGGCUAGGUAGCGUGAGUGAUUACUGCGUGCAUCACUGUGUUUGUCCUGUGAUUGUUGUGAGGUUCCCUGAUGAGAAGGACGGUGCUGCUGAGGGGCCUGGUGGCUGUGUCAAGAAAGAAGAAAAUGUUGGAAAAGUGCUGCCCCCUGUGGUGGACGAGGCGGAGCAGGAGUAUCAUGAUGCUUCUGAUAAACAAGCAGGUUUGAGUUUAGUAUCCCUUUAAGAUAUGGAGAAGGCUUCUUGAAUGGAUAAUGGAGAUGCUGAGGUGCCAAAAGGUUGAAAUGUUCUGGCUGGUUGUACAUUGUGUUGCAAAAAAUUUUUUUAGUUCUGAUCCUUGUUUUCUUCACAUUUGUACUGCCUCUUUUAUAUAUAUAUAUAUAUAUAUAUAACUGUAAGCAGGGUAAAUGCCACUGAUAUUCCUGUAAACUAAGAAUUUCUAAACUUGCUUGCUAGAAAGAUGUACAAUUAUACAUUCCUUGAACUUUCAACUAUCACUGUGAAAUAUGAUUUGGCUCACAGCUGCCGGAACAUCAUAUUACA